CAAAAUGGCGACACCUAGGAUCUAGAACUAGAUUGUCCGAAUCCCUUUCCCCUUCUCUAGCUUGAUUUCUCCAACCUCAAGGCUGACCGCUACCGGCCCGGUCUCCUCAGAGUGAAAUCAUGAAGGUGGUGAACCUGAAGCAAGCCAUUUUGCAAGCUUGGAAGGAGCGAUGGAGUGACUACCAGUGGGCAGUCAACAUGAAGAAAUUCUUUCCCAAAGGAGCCACCUGGGACAUUCUCAACCUAGCAGAAGCACUACUGGAGCAGGCCAUGAUUGGACCUUCCCCCAAUCCUCUCAUCCUGUCUUACCUGAAGUAUGCCAUUAGUUCCCAGAUGGUGUCCUACUCCUCCGUUCUCACAGCUAUCAGCAAGUUUGAUGACUUUUCCCGGGACCUGUGUGUCCAGGCUUUGCUGGAUAUCAUGGACAUGUUUUGUGACCGACUGAGCUGUCACGGCAAAGCGGAGGAGUGCAUCGGGCUGUGCCGGGCCCUGCUCAGCGCCCUCCACUGGCUGCUGCGCUGUACUGCAGCCUCUGCAGAGCGGCUCCGGGAGGGGCUGGAGGCUGGCACCCCAGCGGCCGGAGAGAAGCAGCUUGCUAUGUGCCUGCAACGCCUGGAGAAGACUCUCAGCAGCACCAAGAACCGGGCCCUGCUCCAUAUCGCCAAACUGGAGGAGGCCUCCUCCUGGACGGCCAUCGAGCAUUGUCUCUUGAAGCUUGGAGAGAUCCUGGCCAAUCUCAGCAACCCCCAGCUCCGGAGCCAGGCUGAGCAGUGUGGCAUGCUCAUUAGGAGCAUCCCCACCAUGCUGUCCAUGCACUCUGAGCAGCUGCACAAGACUGGCUUCCCCACAGUCCACGCGGUGGUCCUGCUCGAGGGCACCAUGAACCUGACCGGCGAGACGCAGCCCCUGGUGGAGCAGCUGAUGAUGGUGAAACGCAUGCAGCAUAUCCCCACCCCGCUCUUCGUUCUGGAGAUCUGGAAAGCCUGCUUCGUGGGGCUCAUCGAGUCUCCUGAGGGCACAGGGGAGCUCAAGUGGACAGCUUUCACCUUCCUCAAGAUUCCACAGGUUUUGGUGAAGUUGAAGAAAUACUCCCAUGGGGACAAGGACUUUACUGAGGAUGUCAAUACAGCUUUUGAGUUCCUGCUGAAGCUCACACCGUUGCUGGACAAAGCCGACCAGCGCUGCAACUGUGACUGUACGAAUUUCCUACUGCAAGAGUGUAGCAAGCAGGGGCUUCUGUCUGAGGCCAGUAUGAACAACCUCAUGGCCAAGCGCAAAGCAGAUCGGGAGCACGCCCCUCAGUUGAAGUCAGAUGAAAAUGCCAACAUCCAGCCCAACCCCGGGCUGAUCCUCCGCGCGGAGCCCACAGUCACCAACAUCCUGAAAACAAUGGAUGCGGACCACUCCAAGUCCCCGGAGGGGCUGCUUGGCGUCCUGGGCCACAUGCUGUCCGGGAAGAGCCUGGACUUGCUGCUGGCUGCUGCUGCUGCCACUGGGAAGCUGAAAUCUUUCGCCCGGAAAUUCAUCAAUUUGAACGAAUUCACGACACACCGCAGCGAAGAGAGCACCAAGGCGGCCUCGGUUCGAGCCUUGCUCUUUGACAUCUCCUUCCUCAUGCUAUGCCACGUGGCCCAGACCUAUGGCUCAGAGGUGAUUCUGUCCGAGUCCAGCGCAGGCGGAGAGGUGUUCUUCUUUGAGACCUGGAUGCAGACGUGCAUGCCCGAGGAGGGCAAAAUCCUGAACCCGGAUCACCCCUGCUUCCGGCCCGACUCCACCAAGGUGGAGUCCCUGGUGGCGCUGCUCAACAACUCCUCGGAGAUAAAGCUGGUGCAGAUGAAGUGGCACGAAGCCUGUCUCAACAUUUCAGCGGCCAUCCUGGAAAUCCUCAACGCCUGGGAGAAUGGGGUGCUAGCCUUUGAGUCCAUCCAGAAAAUCACGGAUAAUAUCAAGGGGAAGGUAUGCAGUCUGGCAGUGUGCGCCGUGGCUUGGCUCGUGGCCCACGUGCGGAUGCUGGGACUGGACGAGCGUGAGAAGUCGCUGCAGAUGAUCCGCCAGCUGGCAGGCCCGCUGUACAGCGAGAACACCCUGCAGUUCUACAACGAGAGGGUGGUGAUCAUGAGCUCCAUCCUGGAGCAUAUGUGUGCGGACGUGCUGCAGCAGACCGCCACGCAGAUUAAGUUCCCCUCCACGGGCAUGGACACCAUGCCCUACUGGAAUCUGCUGCCCCCCAAGCGGCCCAUCAAGGAGGUGCUGACGGACAUAUUCGCUAAGGUGCUGGAGAAGGGGUGGGUGGACAGCCGCUCCAUCCACGUCUUUGACACCCUGCUGCACAUGGGCGGCGUCUACUGGUUCUGCAACAACCUGAUUAAGGAGCUGCUGAAGGAGACGCGGAAGGAGUACACGCUGCGCGCGGUGGAGCUGCUGUACUCCAUCUUCUGUCUGGACAUGCAGCAGGCGGCCCUGGUCCUGCUGGGCCACAUCCUGCCGGGCCUGCUCACCGACUCCUCCAAGUGGCACAGCCUCAUGGACCCCCCUGGCACCGCUCUCGCCAAGCUGGCCGUCUGGUGUGCCCUGAGUUCCUACUCCUCCCACAAGGGGCAGGCGUCCUCCCGCCAAAAGAAGAGACACCGGGAAGACAUCGAGGAUUACAUCAGCCUCUUCCCCUUGGACGACAUGCAGCCCUCAAAGCUGAUGCGCCUGCUGAGCUCCAAUGAGGAAGACGCAAAUAUCCUUUCGAGUCCCACCGACCGGUCCAUGAGCAGCUCCCUGUCAGCCUCCCAGCUCCACACGGUCAACAUGAGAGAUCCGCUGAACCGAGUCCUGGCCAACCUGUUCCUGCUCAUUUCCUCCAUCCUGGGCUCUCGGACCGCCGGCCCCCACACGCAGUUUGUUCAGUGGUUCAUGGAGGAGUGCGUGGACUGCCUGGAGCAGGGCAGCCGAGGCAGCAUCCUGCAGUUCAUGCCCUUUACCACCGUAUCGGAACUGGUGAAGGUGUCGGCCAUGUCCAGCCCCAAGGUGGUUCUGGCCAUCACGGACCUCAGCCUGCCCCUGGGCCGCCAGGUGGCCGCCAAAGCCAUCGCCGCCCUCUGAGGGGCUUGGAGUGGCCACGGGGGCCGGCGGGAGGGCUGCAGCCCCGUGCGCCUCAGAAGGGAACGUGCAGCACGAUGAGCCAGCGUUGCUCACAUCCACAUGAUGUAACCUCCCUUGGUCAGUGUCCAGAUCUUUCCCCCUGCUCCUGACUUCUGACCUCUAAGACGGCUCCCAGUUUCUUUCAUAAUUUCCUCUCCCCACUGCCAGUACCUUAUGUGCGUGAGCAGCCUGGUUUCCUUAACUCAGAGCAGGCUCACUUCAACACCCCCCACCUCACCCCCACCCACCUGCUCGUCCUCCUUCCAAGAGUGGAUUUACCUCCGAGGAACUUCACUGGUGUACCUCCGAGGAACUUCACUGGUGUGGGGGGUGUGUGUGUGUGUGUAUAUAAAUAUGUAUGUAUGUUUUUUUUUACACGAGAUGUGUUUACCUCCUCUCAGUUGUAAAUAAAGGCCUCAUGGAUCCCUUUAUAA
Messenger RNA from Dama dama (fallow deer), 3562 nucleotides. RefSeq names its product mediator complex subunit 24 (gene MED24). Lineage: Eukaryota; Metazoa; Chordata; Mammalia; Artiodactyla; Cervidae. The transcript is spliced from 26 exons. Gene Ontology annotation, molecular function: transcription coregulator activity. The record is from RefSeq and is a predicted model, not a curated record. Gene Ontology annotation, cellular component: mediator complex. Bases 120 to 3089 code for a protein of 989 amino acids.